CCACACAAAGCCGGAAGCAAACUUGAAAUAAGCAAUGGAGCAAUUGGAGAAAAGAAUGAAGAUGCCACGCCAGAGUCUGCAACGAAAGCUACCACAGAGUCGAGUGAGCUUCCAAGUGCAACUACUAUGGCCUCCUCAGUUACAGAUGUUUCUGCUACAACACCAUCUGCUCCAGAGUCGGAAGGAAAUGAAGCAGAAGCAAGUGGAGAAUCUCCUGCAGGCGAAGAAAGAGAACAUGAAGCAACUACGACAGCAAUCGCAGAAUCUAGCGGAGAAGAGCCAGCGGAAAGUAAGGAAAUGCCACACGUUGAAGCGAACGAGGAUGAAGAAGCGGCCACUGCGACGGCAUCAACGGCACCUUCGGAAACAACGGCAGCUCCUGCUGAAACAACGUGGUCUACUUCGACAACUUCGUCAGCAUCUCAAAUUCCUGUUGAACAAUUAGCCUCUUCUUCAACUUCUGAGCCCGGAGUCGUUACAACGGAAGCAAGUGGAGAGAUGACUACUGAAGGAGUAAAUCAGGCGGAGUCGACCACUGUGAAGCCUCUAGAGGGCAGUGGGGAGGAAGCAGCAGAGAGUAGUAAAGUACCAAAUAUUCAAGAAAACGCAGAUGAAGAAACAGCUACCCUCCUUGCACCAUUGACCACUUCAGAAGCCUUGCCUCCAAUUACAGCUAUUGCGAGCGAGACACCUGAGGCAGUUUCUGUGACUUCAUCAGCCAUCGGAGAGUCAACCACCGUGCCUUAUACUUCUUCAUCAGGUUUCACUGAAACCGAAGCAAGCGGGGAAGCAACUGUUGACGAGAGCCUUCAGCCAAAGUCGACAUCAACACCAGCCGUGGAAACUGGUGGAGAAGAACCUGUGGGGGAUAACAACGUUCCGAACAUUGAAGCGAACGCAGAUAAAGAAUCCACUAAAGUAGCGGCAGAGGGAGCUACUUCGCCACCUGGAAAAGAAGUAUCAACCACAUUACUUCCAUCUUUAUUACCGGGCUCCUCGGAUAGCGAGGCGAGCGGAGAAGCAGUCACCGAGGAAGGUUCUGUGAAAUCAACCACAGCGGCAACCACAGAAGCCAGUGGAGAGGAACCAGAAGUUAGCAGCAAUGUGCCUAAUGUUGAAGCGAAUGCGGAUGAAGAGAAAACUACCGUUCUAGCAGCAGUUUCCACGCAGGCAAUAACAGAAACCACAACAGCUAUGACGGGAGCAGGCGAUCAAAGUGCGACCACUCCAUUAUCAGGUGAGGAAUCUGUCACAUCUUCUUCGGGUUCAUUACCGGACUUGCGCGUAACUGAAGCGAGCGAAGGCAAGUUAGAAACGCAAACAACAGAAAAGCCCGUGGAAGCUAGUGGCGAGGAACCAGAAGAAAGUAACAAAAUCCCUAAAGUUGAGGCAAGUGCAGAUGAGAAGGCAACUACUCUCGCAGUAUUACACACUACGCAAUUCAACGCGCAAACAAGUGAGUUCGCUUCCGUCACCAUGUCUCAGACUGAAAUUCCUUCCACAACAUUACUUCCCGUUUCGCACGUGAUUGUUGCAGUGAAGGAACAACCGUUGAAGGAGUUUUAA
Molecule: messenger RNA, 1566 nt
Organism: Ostertagia ostertagi
Lineage: Eukaryota; Metazoa; Nematoda; Chromadorea; Rhabditida; Trichostrongylidae
Source: the annotation of a GenBank genome assembly